This is a messenger RNA of Acanthosepion pharaonis, 453 nucleotides long. NCBI's taxonomy places the organism in Eukaryota, Metazoa, Mollusca, Cephalopoda, Sepiida, Sepiidae. The record is from the annotation of a GenBank genome assembly.
AUGUCUAUUAAUCUAUCUAUCUGUCUUCAACUAUCUCUCUGUCUCUUUAUCUAUCUAUAUUCAUCUAUCUGUCUAUGCCUCGUCUUCUAUCUAUCUAUCUAUCUAUCUAUCUAUGUUCAUCUAUUAAUCUAUUCAUCUAUCUGUCUAUCUGUCUAUCUAUCUAUCUAUCUAUCUUCGUAUCUAUGUCUGUUCAUCUAUCUAUCUAUCUAUCUAUCUAUCUAUCUAUCUAUCUGUCUAUCUAUCUAUCUAUGUCUGUUCAUGUAUCUCUAUAUCUAUCUAUCUAUCUAUCUAUCUAUCUAUCCUUUUUCUUCUUUUUACUUGCGCCGAUUUUUUCUCUUUCAUUCCUCCCUCUUUUUUUCGUCCAUCUUUCUUCUCUUACCAUUUUCCCAAACUUCGUCAUUUGUCAUUUCUGUAAAUAUACACGAUAUAACCAGCGCCAUUGUUCUUCGUUAA